AUGAACAAUCAGGCCACAGAGAGGGAAGGGAACACGAGACAAUCAGUAACUAAUAAUAGAAUAAUUGGAAACAAUAAAACAAUUAACAGGACACAAAGCAGGGGUGCCGCCAUCUGGCGGCCCAACCAGGAAAGACGGGGGAAGACAAAGAACCCUGACAGUACCCCCCCCCAAGGGACGGCUCCUGACGUCCCAGGAGGCCGACCCUGGGAGGGGGUGAACUGGAGGGCGGGGACAGGGAAACAGAACUCAGGAACUCGGGGGACAGGAAACUCACGGUUGGGCAGGACCCCGGGCAACAGGAGACUCAGGGCUGGGCAGGACCCGGGCGACAGGAGACUCAGGGCUGGACAGGACUCAGGACCCGGACAGGACUCGGGCGACAGGAGACUCAGGGCUGAACAGAACUCAGGACCUGGACAGGACUCGGGCGACAGGAAACUCAGGACCCGGACAGGACUCGGGCUCAGGAAACUCAGGACCCAGACAGGACUCGGGCGACAGGAAACUCAGGACCCGGACAGGACUCGGGCGACAGGAAACUCAGGACCCGGACAGGACUUGGGUGACAGGAAACUCAGGACCCGGACCGGACUCGGGCGACAGGAAGCUCAGGAUCCGGACCGGACUCGGGCGACAGGAAACUCAGGACCCGGACAGGACUCGAGCUCAGGAAACUCAGGACCCGGACAGGACUCGGGCGACAGGAAACUCAGGACCCGGACAGGACUCGGGCGACAGGAAACUCAGGACCCGGACAGGACUCGGGUGACAGGAAACUCAGGACCCGGACCGGACUCGGGCGACAGGAAGCUCAGGAUCCGGACCGGACUCGGGCGACAGGAAACUCAGGACCCGGACAGGACUUGGGCGACAGGAAACUCAGGAUCCGGACAGGAGCGACAGGAAACUCAGGAUCCGGACAGGAGCGACAGGAAACUCAGGAUCCGGACAGGAGCGACAGGAAACUCAGGAUCCGGACAGGAGCGACAGGAAACUCAGAACCCCGGACUCGGGCGACAGGAAACUCAGAACCCGGACUCGGGCGACUCGGAAUAA
Anguilla rostrata (American eel) is the source of this 1059-nucleotide messenger RNA. RefSeq names its product S-antigen protein-like. NCBI's taxonomy places the organism in Eukaryota, Metazoa, Chordata, Actinopteri, Anguilliformes, Anguillidae. The transcript has a single exon. The record is from RefSeq and is a predicted model, not a curated record. The coding region runs from base 1 to 1059 and encodes 352 amino acids.